This is a messenger RNA of Talaromyces amestolkiae, 2064 nucleotides long. RefSeq lists its product as uncharacterized. The record is from RefSeq and is a predicted model, not a curated record. The transcript has a single exon. Lineage: Eukaryota; Fungi; Ascomycota; Eurotiomycetes; Eurotiales; Trichocomaceae. The coding region runs from base 1 to 2064 and encodes 687 amino acids.
AUGACUGUUAUCUCUUUAUUGCCAGCCGACGCUCCAGCGUUCGGUGACCAGACACUCUUCUUCUUACCUGGUGGAACCAGCAGCGUCAGGCUCAAAGAUGGCUACAUUCCGCUCCUUGCAAACUUCACUCAUGAAGACAAGGCUGCAAAGGGGCUACGCAAAAGAUCGGCCGAUGACAAACAUGAGCCUUCCGUCUAUUUUUCAGCACUCGAGGUAGUUCGGGAUACUCGGUUUCUGUUUCUGAGCGGGAAACCUUGGAGCGGUAAAACGACACUUGCGAAAUAUCUUUGCUAUUCCGGGGCGACUGGCGGGUUGGAGAAAGCUCGGCCUGUUAUUCGAAAUGAGAGCGGCUUUGUGGAAGAGGAGAGCUGGGCUGAUUGCAAAAUCGAUCCUUACUAUUACAUAAUCGACUGCUUCGAGACACUGAAGAGGUUGAUAGACAAAUUCAUACCGGAGACUCUUGAAAAGUUUGUCAAAAAUACAAGCAUACAACAACAGGAGGCUUUGAUUGUUCUAGAUGGGAUAGAAAAGGCGGGUGAGCAGGCAACAAGUCUGCUACCAAAUAUACUGUCUUUUGCUGAGAGCUUGAAAAAUGUCCGGAUCCUCAUUCUUGGCGACACACAAACCUGUGAGCGCUGGAUACUGCCAGCACCAUUUAUCCGACAUGAGAUACUACCGCUGCUAGAGGCUCAGAGAAGGGAAGCACUAGGUGCAAUUCUAGGCGUUAAGCCGUCUGAAGUCGACAUCGCAACUGGAGCGGCAGCUGCAAAUCCUGGCAUUUUUUGUCUUGCUGUUCCAGCAAGACACCAAGGCGAUCUAGCCGAGAACACCAUAGAUUCGUGGCUUUCCUGUGCCGUUGUGCCGCCUAACAGUCCGGAUAGGCUCGCAGAUGCAGAUUUUGAGACCUUCAGUCUGGAUGUGCCGAAAGAUGCGGAGCCUUCAUUAUCUGCACCAUUGCUAAGGAGACAACUAUUAGCAGCUCGUCAUCUAGCUGCUUUACCGACAACAGAUGCUGCUUUAGAGCUGUUUAGUCGUGAGCCUUUAGUUGCGCAGCCUAUUAUACGCAGUCUGCUGAUUCGGCUUUCAUCCUCGGAACGUUGUCAGUCUUUCAAAACGCUUUGUGAGGAUCUCGUUCGUGGCUCACCAGAUAUGGCUAAGCGAGGUGCCCUGUUAGUGUCAGAGUUUAUGGACCAAGUUCCAGAUCUGAGGGAGCACGUUGCUACCCACAUGCUGGCCAUUAUAGCUGGAGGCACAUUUUCAGUCAGAGAACGAGUACAAGCAGGGCAGGUGCUUUCUCAACUAGGAGAUCCACGCGAUUUAACCGCACUGGCAGAUAUCCCUGCGGGUGCUUUCAUAUUUGGCUCCAGGAGCCAUCCCAACUCACAGCCACAAGGGGAGUUAUCACUCGGUAGCUAUCGGAUUGGUGUUUACCCAGUCGUAAAUCGAGACUACACCGCUUUUGUCAAUGAUACAAAACGCAAGUGGCUCAGUCCAGAUCAUAGCAAUAUCGACAAACUGAAUGCCCCAGCCACAGACCUCACCUGGCAUGACGCAAGAGCCUAUUGCGAGUGGCUAACUCGUAAGUGGCGCGCAAGUAAAAAAAUAGGCCCAACAGAGCAAGUCCGGCUUCCGACAGAACUAGAGUGGGAGCGAGCAUCAAACGGGGAUCUGAAUCGACUCACUGACAGCACUGACCCUGUUUACCCCUGGGGUCUGGAGUGGAAACACGAUGCCGCCAAUAGCGAAGAAACGGGACUCAAUACAACAUGUGCUGUUGGCCUCUUUCCAGAAGGUAAAUCUCCAUACGGAUGCUAUGACAUGGCUGGACAGGUGUGGGAGUGGUGUUCGACACUCUGGGGCGAGGAUAUGGCCACCCCAACUUACGCUUAUCCCUGGCAAGAUGAUGAUCGCGAAGCUCCGAAUGCUCCGGAGUCGGUCCGUCGUGUGCUAAGAGGAGGUUGCUUUUCUAGUGGGAAGCUGAAGGCUUGCGGGACUUAUCGAGGAAGCUUGGAGCCCGCUGGAUUCUGGCGUGGGAAUGGAUUCCGCAUUGUCGUUAGUGAAUGA